GAAUAUUUUACUCCAUUUACGCCGUCUAUACAGCACAGAAAGUAAACAACUUCAUAUACAAAUCACUUAAUUCAAAUAUACAUCUUAAUCGAGACAGACAUCAAUAUAUCUGUUUACAUUUUCCCUUGUAGACGUGCUAUACAUAAUCUUACUAUAUACAAACCAAAGUGGAAAAGUAGGCCAUUUUCCCGCCCAAACUUUUGGCAAAACCGGGUCGGGUCGGGUCACUUCACAAGAUUGAAGUGUUUGACUGCAAGACUGGCGGGGUCGAAUUUAAUUAUCGGUUGCGUGUUGUAAUGAAAUCUUUCAAGUAAGAGCUGCACUGCCAGAUCAGAAUAUCCUAAAAAAUAUCUUAUAUCAAUAAAUAAAUCAAUAGCUUUAUCCGUAGGAUAAAAGGUCAUCUCCGUCCAAUUUUUAUUGAACCGGGUGUUGUGUCUGACUUUCUUGGAUGUUGCACUGUUGAUGUAUAAUACGGGACAGAAACGAGUCUUCUCAACCAAAUCAGAAAUUAGGUCCUUCAAGCUAACUCAAAAUGUCUUCCCCAAGCUUCAGUCAAGUCAUGUACUGUUUCUUAUACGAUGCUUGUGAGGAAGAGAGAAGAAAUAUGUCUUUAGAAUACACAUAGAUAGAUAUAUGUAUGAGUAUAUCUUUCGCAACAGUCACAAGGACGUUGAAAGACAUAUCAAGCUCCUCCCUCAAAACUUGAGGCCGGACGUCACAGUCGGAAUCCAUCCUUACACUUUGCCGGCCACCAGGCGGCCCAACAGCUACCUCUUCAACCUUACGCUAUGCAGGGAAAAUCGGAGGAUUGCUAAGAUGCUAACAACCUCAGUAGCCAUGGCCAAAUAUAAGGCGUCAGUAGCCAUGGCCAAAUAUAUUUUUUCUCAUGUUAAAUAUAAGCGGUUAAAGCAUUGCAAGGCAUUAUUAUUGUUUCAGGUGUUUAUUUUAGGAAAUUGAACAAUGUUUUGGGCAUACUGGAAAGGGGAUCUGGCAAACCAUUCUUCUGAUGGGGGUGGGAAACCAUCUUUAAUACAAUAAUGUGUGCAUAAGAGCCU
Molecule: messenger RNA, 1055 nt
Organism: Cuscuta europaea
Lineage: Eukaryota; Viridiplantae; Streptophyta; Magnoliopsida; Solanales; Convolvulaceae
Source: the annotation of a GenBank genome assembly